Molecule: messenger RNA, 2085 nt
Organism: Emericellopsis cladophorae
Lineage: Eukaryota; Fungi; Ascomycota; Sordariomycetes; Hypocreales; Bionectriaceae
Product: Poly [ADP-ribose] polymerase-like protein
Exons: 3
Coding region: 1-2085 (694 amino acids)
Molecular function (GO): NAD+ poly-ADP-ribosyltransferase activity
Source: RefSeq, a predicted model, not a curated record
AUGGCGACUCGCAGAUCUGCUAGAGGUGCUGCGGCGCAAGUGUCUCAAACAAGCAGUCCAUUCGAUGGGUGCACCAUUUAUUUGGAAGGAAAAUUCGACGCCUUCGGUGAGACUAAGGCAGGACUGGAAAAGAUACUCACUUCACUGGGCGCCAAGGUGAGCCGGUCUACUACGAAAGCAACCGCGUACGUCGUUUGUUCGGAGGAUGCAUACAGUGCUCAGGGGAAGAACCUCAAAGCAGCCGAAGACGCAUCAUUGCCCAUUGUCAGUCCUCAAUGGGUGAUUGACAGCAACAAACAAGGCACUGCCCUCAACCAUGAUGGUUACCUGUGGUCAAAGCUUGCCGCAAGGAAUGGCACAGCAGUCAACGGGGCGAAAGCCUCAAAGAAACGGGCUGCCUCGCCCAAAGUGGACGAGGAGCCGGAUCAGAAGAAGCCCAAAGCGGACGGGCCUAACGGAGACAAGUUGGUCUCAGAAUCUCCAGAGGACACAAAAAGAAUAGCAGAGGGACAGUUUGCAACCAAAGACAAUGUGGUUGUGGAACUAGAUCCAUAUUGCCCGUUGAAGGGCUGGGCAGUAUACGUGGAACCGGCGACUGGUUUGAUCUGGGACGCCUCGCUCAACCAAUCCAAUUCUGGCAAGAAUGCGAACAAGUUUUACAAGAUUCAGAUUCUCCACAAUGCAACUGCAAGUGACUUCAAAACCUGGACUCGAUGGGGUCGCGUUGGUGAGGUAGGCCAAAGCGCAAUGCUAGGCAGUGGCAGCGAAGCCGACGCGAUCAAGAACUUCAGUAAGAAGUUCAAAGACAAGUCUGGCCUUUCAUGGGAUAAUCGUGGUGCUGACCCGAAGCCCGGGAAGUAUGCUUUUGUUGAGCGGAGCUACAACCCAGACUCGGAAGAUGAGGAUGGUGACGGUGCAGCCAGUACAAAGGGCGUCAAGAAGGAGGAUGCUGAAGAGGACAUUCCCCCCCCUAAAUGUACGCUCGAAAAGCCGGUACAGGAGCUGAUGGAGCUCAUCUUCAACCAGCAAUACUUCCAGGCCAACAUGAGCGCUCUCAACUACGACGCGAACAAGAUGCCACUCGGAAAGCUCAGCAAGGCCACCAUUACGCGUGGUUUCCAACAGCUGAAGAAUCUGGCUGCCAUCAUGGACGACCCUGAUCUAGCGACCUCUGAGUGGAAUAUGUCUUUCGCGGCGGCCAAGGAGCAUCUGUCCAAUACAUACUACUCCGUGAUACCCCACGCAUUUGGCCGCAAUCGCCCACCUAUCAUCGGCGAGGAUGGUUUGCUGAAGAAGGAGAUUGAACUGUUGGAGAGCUUGUCGGACAUGAAAGACGCUGCCGAGAUUAUGAAGGUCGACAGGAAGACACAGCACACCGUGCACCCAUUGGAUCGUCAGUUCCAGGGCCUCGGUAUGGAGGAGAUGACACCACUGGAUCAGGGGAGCACCGAAUUCGACGUGCUAUCGCGGUACCUCAAAGACUCCCGCGGUGCUACUCACCGUGUCGACUAUAAGGUGCAACAGAUCUUCCGCAUUGAGCGACAAGGAGAGACAGUUCGAUUCGACGAGUCCCUCUAUUCCAAGAUCAAGUCCGAUCGUCGUCUUCUGUGGCAUGGUUCCCGCGCGACCAACUUUGGUGGUAUCCUCAGCCAGGGUCUCCGCAUCGCGCCGCCAGAAGCACCUGUCAGUGGUUACAUGUUUGGCAAGGGUAUUUAUCUUGCCGACAUGUCCUCCAAAUCUGCCAACUACUGCUGCUCCUACAUCACCGGAGGCGAAGCACUGCUCCUCCUCUGCGAGGCCGAACUGGGCGACCCCAUGCAGAAGCUCACGAAUGCGAGUUACCAGGCCGGAGAAACAGCGAAGAAAGGCGGCAUGCACAGCACAUGGGGUAUGGGCAAUACUGGCCCUAGCAAGUGGGUUGAUGGCAGCAUUGCUCAUCCAAGCCUCAGGGGUAUCAAAAUCCCCGACCUCGACCAGACGCCCGGGCCGACAGGCGUGAAGGGCGUUGGACUCUGCUACAACGAGUUUAUUGUGUACGAUGUUGCCCAGGUCAAGCUGCGCUACCUCUUCCGCGUGAAGAUGUAG